AUGUGCUGUCUUUUCUUAUCUAUCUAUCUAUCUAUCUAUCUAUCUAUCUAUCUAUCUAUCUAUCUAAGUACUUUUGAAUCUAUCUAUACCCAGUCUUUUCAUUAUCUAUCUCUCAGUCUUGUUAUAUCUAUCCAAGUCUUUAUAUCUAUCUAUACCCAGUCUUUUCAUAUCUAUCUAUCUAUCUAUCUAUCUAUCUAUCUAUCCAAGUCCUUUUAUAUCUAUCUAUCUAUCCUAAUCUUUUCAUUAUCUAUCUAUCUCUUUUUAUAUCUAUCCAAGUCUUUAUAUCUCUCUAUCCCAAUCUUUUCAUAUCUAUCUAUCUAUCUAUCUAUCUAUCUAUCUAUACAAGUCCUUUUAUAUCUAUCUAUCUAUCCCAGUCUUUUCAUUAUCUAUCUAUCUAUCUAUCUAUCUAUCCAAGUCCUUUUAUAUCUAUCUAUCUACCCCAGUCUUUUCAUUAUCUAUCUAUCUAUCUAUCUAUCCAUCCUACCAGUUUAUAUCUAUCUAUCUCACCUGGUUCAUAUCUAUCUGUCUGUCUAUCUAUCUAUAUCAGUCUGUUAA
This is a messenger RNA of Acanthosepion pharaonis, 555 nucleotides long. The record is from the annotation of a GenBank genome assembly. Lineage: Eukaryota; Metazoa; Mollusca; Cephalopoda; Sepiida; Sepiidae.